Messenger RNA from Solanum pennellii, 2260 nucleotides. Its product is annotated as protein FRIGIDA-like. Lineage: Eukaryota; Viridiplantae; Streptophyta; Magnoliopsida; Solanales; Solanaceae. The coding region runs from base 71 to 2038 and encodes 655 amino acids. The record is from RefSeq and is a predicted model, not a curated record. The transcript is spliced from 3 exons.
AAAUUCAUAGAGAAUUGCAAGAAAAAGGUUUCUCAUUUUUCUCCUUUGUGUCAAUUCUGGACGUUUCGCCAUGGUUGAACCAGCCGAUGCUGCCAUCGCUGCGCCGUCUCCAUCACGGCCAUCGCCGGCGGUAGAAGCUCAAUCGCAACUCAUAGAAACAGUAAAUGCUCUGCAAAACAUUACCAAACAGUCUGAAUUUCUGCAGCCACCAACAAAUGACGACUCAAUUGCCAAAUUCAGCAAACUCUCGGAUGCUUUCUCCGCAUUCCAGGUCUGCUUUGCUGAGUUACACCGACACGUUGUUUCCAUCGGGACUUUAAUCGACUCUAUGCGACCCCUGGAUACAACUAGUACUACCCCCUUAUCUGUAUCCUCACUUCCCGCAGCCGCAGCCCCAGGACCAGAACCGGCAAUGGAAUUCGGUCCCUCUGAAGAAGAAAAAGUGGAAGUGAAAUCCCCUUGUUUAGAGCUAAAAUCUACUCGUUCAGAGCUAGAAAGCAUCUGUAAAAGGGUGGACGGUCGUGGUCUGCGGAAGUACAUGAUAACGCAUAUCUCAGAUAUAAAUCUACUGCUUGAGGAAGUCCCUAAGGCAUUGAAACUCUCGCGCAAUCCGGCAAGGCUUGUAUUGGAUUGUGUUGGGAAGUUUUAUUUGCAAGGGAGCAGGGCAUAUGUUAAGGGUUCACCCGUGGUCAAUGGAAGGAAGGCUUCUAUAUUGGUUUUGGAUUGCUUCUUGUUGAUGGGAAUCGACGAGGGAGUUGAGUUUGAGAAAGAGGUGAAAGAAGAGGCGGAGAAGGCAGCUUUAGCAUGGAGAAAGAGGUUGAUUGCUGAAGGAGGUUUACGAAAGGUGUAUGACAUGGAUGCCCGGGGUUUGCUAUUGCUCAUUGCGUGUUUCGGGAUUCCAGGAGCAUUCAGUAAUGAGGAUAUCAGGGAUUUAUUUCUGGCAAGUCCGUUCAAGAAGAAUAUUUCCGGUUCCCUCACAAGAUCAAAUGUCUUCAUGGCAAAGAUUACAGAAAUUAUAGAGGGGAUGGUGAACCAGAAGAUGGAAAUGGAGGCAGUUGAUCUUGCCUAUACUUUUGGAAUGGAGGACAGAUUUAACUCUCAGAAACUUGUGACAACAUAUUUACGAGAAUCUAAAGAGCCACUGAAGAAGAUGAAGGGAAAGCCGCAAGGCUCACUUGCUGCUGUGCAUGAAGCAAAAAAGAAGCACUUGGCUGCUCUUAGAUCUGUCAUCAAAUGUUCAAGACGCCAUAACAUUGAUCUUUCAAAACUUCUUCCCGGGUGGAAAAUCAAUGAGCAAAUAAUGAGCUUGGAGAAAGAAAUUGAAGUAGGUGAGAAGAAGAUGGCACAAAAGAGAAAAAAUGAUGAAACUGAGUCAUCUGGAAUGAUCAGCAACAAAGAGGCGAAACAGUCGCAUUUUCCAAAUCCACGGCUACAACAGGAAAGAGUUGUUAAUCAUAUUGAUAGCAACACAACCUUGUUAGAAGGUGGAACUGCUGGCCACAUGUUUGGUUUGUCCCCAUUAGUAUUGCAUGGACCUGGAGGUCAUGGAAGGACUUUAGUGGAUAAUACACCCAUGCAAAUAGGAAGUCAUCACACUGGUCAGUUAUAUGGACUGCAUGGUGAUGGAGCUGUGUGCGACAGACUGCCCUCCCAUAGCUAUGCUUAUGGGCCAUCAUCGUACUUGGCAAGUUCUACAGGGUUGCCAAACACCAAACUUGGUGAUGCUUAUAGGCCAUCACCGUACUUGGCAGGUUCUACAGGGUUACCAAACACCAAACCUGCUGAUGCUUAUAGGCCAUCACCAUACUUGGAAGGCUCUAGGGGAUUGCCGAACGCCAUACCCACUGAUGUUGCUGGCCGAAGCUCUGCAUCUAACCCCUAUCAGUUUGGUGAUACUGUUUUAACAAGUGAACUCUACAGGAGUAGUGGCUGGCGAGUAGUUGAUGUUGUUCCACCUGCUGCCUCUGCUCAUCACUCGUCUUUCUUAUUCACUGGACCAGAUAGUUUUGCCUUGGGUAGGGAUUACCUUCAACCUUAAUCUCCCUUUCUUUAGUAUAGCCAGUCUUGAAGUGAUUUCUCUCAAGUCCUCAAGACACGGGCGCUGAAAUGUUUAGUUACUGUGAAACUCUGGGAUAUUUUUGAAGCUUAGAUAGUGAAGUCUAAACUCUGCCUAGCAAAAUUUCAUUUGUCUGGGAAGGCUUAAAUUAAAAUCUCUGACGAAAUGACUUAAACCUGCUUCUCAAGUGUUUAUUUUCUCUCA